AUGUGGCAGUUGCGCGUAGACAGAGCGUCGAACCAGAAAAGAACUGGAGCAGGCGUCGUCAUCAUCACCCCAGAUGGAACCCUGCUAGAGCAAACUAUCACGCUUGGCUUCCCGGCUUUAAACAACGAGGCAGCGUACGAGGCAUUGCUCACUGGCUUGCGCUUGGCAAAGGAGCUAUCAAUCAAAAAGCUAGCCAUCUACUUAGAUUCCCAGCUGAUCACAAGUCAAGCCUUAAGAGAAUACAUGGCGAAGCACCAAAGGAUGAUCUUGUACCUGACAAAGUCCAAGAGUUGUUGA
This is a messenger RNA of Prunus armeniaca (apricot), 297 nucleotides long. NCBI's taxonomy places the organism in Eukaryota, Viridiplantae, Streptophyta, Magnoliopsida, Rosales, Rosaceae. The record is from the annotation of a GenBank genome assembly.